GUCAGACAUUCCAAGUAACAUCACAGGAAGCUACAAAACUGAGUCUGGCGUUCUCAAGGCCUCCACUACCUUCUGCAGAGGAUUGCCAGAAACUGAGUGAAGAUGUCCAAAGUGCCAUUCUUGCAGUUGCCACAGUGUACUACUGGCUCCCCAAGGGCCAAGGUACUACUCUUCGGAAGAUGGUACGAGAUGCUACCACUGAAGUAGUGGAAGGGAUGAUCCAGCUCACAGACACAAUUCUCAGUGCUCCAGCAGAGAGCUUGUCUCAGGAACAGCUUAUAUCAACUGGAGGUGUAUGGGAGGCAUGUGAGCAAGUGUCCAACCUGCCACGAGAUAACCAGGCAGCUGUUGCAUCGGCUCUGGCUGCAUGUCUAGGUGUGGUCAAAGAUGCUGUGGAGGAGAUGGAACAUGCACUAGUGGAAGGGCAGGAUCCCUACGGUGACAUCAUGGAAGAUGAAGAGCUGGGAUUUCGGGGCAACAGAGAUACAUACUGGUCAGAAGCUGACCGACAGCUCCUUAGCUCCUGCAUGGGUUUGAUGAAGGCUUCUAAAGCUUGCCUGAAGAAGGUCUUGGGUGUAGUGAAGGCUUAUGGUAAAGCUGAUUCUCCAGAGCAGAUUGCUCAGCUGGACGAUAUUGCAGACAUUGCUAAUGAAAUCAGCCCGAGUGUUGAUGAGCUGGCUCUGAGCAUGUACCCACCUGUGAACCCGUUGGCUGUGAGACUCAAUGCUGCUAAGUUGGCCUCAGUGUUAAAGAAAGUCUUAGAGAUUACAAAGACAAGUCAUGUAUGUCCACCAUCAGAGGACAGCUGGGUGCAGUUUCUAUCUGGUGCAGUAGAUCACAAUAUGAACAAAAUCAAGAACUUCACACAGGGUCAACUUUAGCUCUUCUGUGCCUACAUGUGUUGCUGUCACUGGCUCUG
Acanthisitta chloris (rifleman) is the source of this 919-nucleotide messenger RNA. It is a transcript of the gene CCNDBP1, whose product is annotated as cyclin D-type binding-protein 1. The transcript has 9 exons. Gene Ontology annotation, biological process: regulation of cell cycle. The record is from RefSeq and is a predicted model, not a curated record. NCBI's taxonomy places the organism in Eukaryota, Metazoa, Chordata, Aves, Passeriformes, Acanthisittidae. Gene Ontology annotation, cellular component: nucleus. The annotation marks the transcript as partial.